Molecule: messenger RNA, 1064 nt
Organism: Phalaenopsis equestris
Lineage: Eukaryota; Viridiplantae; Streptophyta; Magnoliopsida; Asparagales; Orchidaceae
Product: CBS domain-containing protein CBSX3, mitochondrial-like
Exons: 6
Coding region: 171-788 (205 amino acids)
Source: RefSeq, a predicted model, not a curated record
ACAAAAAGAAAAAAAGGUAGGUGUACGUGGACGGUAACGCCCGUAGAAAACGACAAGCUCUGUGCUGUGAGUGGAUAAGUCUGGUUGUCUCCCCCGCGAAACCCUCGUCACUUCCCCGCCACAGCCGCCACUACCUCCGCUGCUGCUAACUUCUCUUGAAGGCAGGAAGAAUGCAAGGGUUGUUCCAGGCAAUAUGUAUACAUGGAAAUGUGCUCAAAUACACUAUUUUGAAGCAUGUACGUGUCAUAGCUCCAGCCGCCCGAUCUGUUGUGUUUUCACGCUCUGAAUCAAUUUCUGCUUCUAAACUCGAAGAACAUGGAUUUGAGAGCACCAAAAUUGCAGAUGUAUUGAAUGCCAAAGGUAAAGGUGCUGAUGGCUCCUGGCUAUGGUGCUCUACAGAUGACACUGUAUACGAUGCUGUGAAAUCUAUGACGCAGCACAAUGUGGGAGCUUUGGUGGUGCUAAAGCCUGGAGCAGAUGAAGCAAUUGCUGGAAUCAUCACAGAAAGAGAUUAUCUUCGGAAAAUUAUUGUUCAAGGAAGAUCAUCAAAAAGCACGAAAGUUGGGGACAUCAUGACUGAAGAGAAUAAGCUGAUCACAGUUACACCAGACACCAAAGUCCUGAAGGCCAUGCAGCUCAUGACAGAUAAUCGAAUUCGGCACAUCCCGGUGAUCGACGACAAGAAGAUGGUCGGCAUGGUUUCCAUCGGCGAUGUGGUUCGAGCUGUUGUGAGGGAGCACAGGGAGGAGCUCAAUCGCCUGAAUGCCUUUAUACAGGGCGGUUAUUAAGCAAUUUACCAGAUUUGGAGUUUGUGAGGCUGAAGAUGAUGGCGAAAAAGAAUAAAUUGUUUAUUUGGUCUGUGGGAGAACUUUUUGUGUGAUUUUAGAGGUUUAGAGAAGCAGUUUGUUGGGACUAAAGUUAAUCAGUUGAGUUACUUUUUGGGUUAAUUUCUGCAUUUAAUGCUUCAAGAAUGAAUAAUAUCUAUUAGGAAUGUAGAGGUUUAGACUGUGUUUGUGGGGUGAAUGUUUUGAGUGUGUGUUGGUAAUAAAUGGUUGAAAUUUAAA